Messenger RNA from Aspergillus bombycis, 1119 nucleotides. RefSeq lists its product as uncharacterized. Gene Ontology annotation, cellular component: nucleus. The record is from RefSeq and is a predicted model, not a curated record. The transcript is spliced from 3 exons. NCBI's taxonomy places the organism in Eukaryota, Fungi, Ascomycota, Eurotiomycetes, Eurotiales, Aspergillaceae. Gene Ontology annotation, biological process: positive regulation of transcription by RNA polymerase II. Gene Ontology annotation, molecular function: DNA-binding transcription factor activity; transcription cis-regulatory region binding. Bases 1 to 1119 code for a protein of 372 amino acids.
AUGGGCAAGACCUAUGCAAUGCCAGAUCACCUCCGGUCUCUUACCAAGUCCAGUGAAGUCGAUGGAAACGGCAACAGCAGGGUCUGGACCUUCUCAUGUGAUCUAAAUCCCAGCAUCCUUGAGCGUGACGAUCUCCGUGCACCGCUGUACAUGUCUCCAAUUGACCCACUUUUCCAAGACAUGGAUAAUCCCUCUAGACGUUACCUAUGUCAUUUUGCUACAACCCUCUGCGAAGACCUUGUGAUAGCUGAUGUUCCCAACGAGAACCCAUUCCGCAGUCUGAUUCCCACAUGUAGAGAUCAUCCUAUCUUACUCCACAUUAUAGUUGCCAAUGCCGCAAUGCAUAUCUCGAGUAUGAGCCGUUCAAGCUUUGACUCACACAUGGACAGCGUACGGACACCGUUCCCAGGUAAUUCGUUCGUGAAGCCCUUGAGCCCUACCAGGCAUUCGACAGACUCCCCCACCGGUGCAACCCUAGAUGCCCUAUCGGCAAAGCACAAAGCAAUCCACCUCCUCAAGAGAGCCUUGGAGAAUUUACCAUCCACAGAUGUCGACCUCGUAGUGACUGUCAUACUACUCUUUAUCAACCUCGAACUCAUCGACUCCGGCAAAAAUGCAUGGAGAGCUCAUGUUGAAGGCGCCAUGAAGCUUAUUAGCACUCUGAAACCAUUCACCAAUGACCAAAUAUCUCCAGUAGCAUUGAUACGCGAUCGCAUCACUUCAGACUGUCUAACGUAUCAUGUCCUGGGGUCAACCCUCACCAAUUCCACCACCUUCCUAGAUCCAUUCGCUCUUCCCAUCGAUAUAGCCGCCAUCCUCAGACGAUCUGAAGCAAACAGCUAUCUCUCGUUCCCGACCACCCUCCUCCAGAUCCUAUUCCGGGCAUGCGAGUUAUCAAAUAUAGCCGUCCGUCUCCCCACGACCGAAGCCCCCGCUCUAAUCAACGAAGCAUCUUCCUUACUAAGAGCCGCGCAAUCCUUCGACGUAGUAGCCUGGGCGAACAGUGUCGAAGCGCCCCCACGCAGCGAACACCAAACCGCAUCCACACAGCCCUCGCCCACCAAAACGCAGUUUGCAUAUACAUAUACCGGAGCGUCACCCAUUCUCUCACCGAUAUAG